UAUAUUAUUUUCUCUUAUCUUUUAUUAUUCUUACCCUGUGUCUUUAUCACUAGUGCUGUUCAUAGAAAAGUUAUUUAAAUAUUUUUGCGUGAUAACGUUUGUAAAUUUUCAUAGGUAUUUUGUAUUUACUAUUUAGCAACACUCACACAAAUACAGUGAACUCAAAUACGCAAUUGUGAAUUAAGUGUUGUCGACAAAAACAAAUAGAAGAACAUUACACAAACAACAAAUGAACAUUUGUGUACAUUUUAAUUUCAAUAGUGGUUUUUGAUAUUUUUGGCAAUUUGACAAAUUGAAUACGUGUCCGUGUUGUAAAACGAAUUUUAAACUAUGGAAUCAGUAACUGCCAGAGUUAACGAUGAGAGACGAAAAAUGGUAUAUGUUGGUGAUUUACCUAAAGACUUUUUACGCCUUGACGUGGUUUCUGUAGAUGAUUCUACUAACAGAUUACAACAAGAGGCUGCGGACCAACAAGCUGCUAUGGCUCUACAACAAGCAUUAUCUUGUGUGCAAGGAGAUCGUGAUAGAAAUAGAUUAAAUAUUACAAUUGUACAAGCACGCCUAGUCAAAAACUAUGGUUUAACCAGAAUGGAUCCAUAUGUACGUCUUAGAAUUGGACAUUGUGUAUAUGAGACACAAACAGAUCCUAAUGGCGGUAAAACUCCUAAAUGGCAUAAAACUGUUCAAACACUUCCACAAGAAGGUGUUAAUCAAAUUAACGUAGAAAUAUUUGAUGAAUGUUCUUUCAAAAUGGAUGAACUUAUUGCUUGGACAACAAUACCAAUACCCAAUCAAAUUUAUAAAGGGGUUACAAUCGAACAGUGGUAUAAUCUUACUGGUAAACAAGGGCCAAAUAACGAAGGAACUAUUAAUAUAAUUAUAAGUUUUGGAACUCCUCCUAGUUUGGGCUUAACAAGUUCAGUUAUGAUGUUACCACAAAUGCCAAAAUUCAAUAAUUCAAGUGCCAAUUUAACUCCUAUUUAUAUUCAACCUUCAGCACCACAAGUACCAACUCUUAGUGCAGAAGACUUAAAACAAAUUCAAGACAUGUUCCCAAAUAUGGAUAAAGAAACAGUGAAAACUGUUUUUGAAGCCAACAACGGUAACAAAGAUCUUACUGUUAAUUCCUUACUCCAAUUGGUCGAUUAAAUGUUGUUAAACAAUUAAAAUUUUACAUAAUAAUAUACAAGUGCCAAGUCAGCAAUUUGACAGCAUUAUUAAAAGGUAUCAGAUAAUUACCUAUAAUGGGUACUAAACCUAAUAUUACUUUUCACUUGCUUUAAUUAAUAAAUCAAAUGCAAAUCAGUUGACACAGUAUAAUUGGAUUAUAUUACUAAAAAAAAUUAAUUUGUUUAGUCCCUACACUAAUAGUAUAUAUAUCAACUGAAAUUCCACCAACAUAUACAACACAUUAGUUAUUAAUUUUAUAGUAGUUUAUACAUAUAUAUAUAUAUAUGUUGGUAGAUUAUUUUACAACUGUUUAUAAAUAAUACUAAUAUUUUA
This is a messenger RNA of Rhopalosiphum maidis (corn leaf aphid), 1503 nucleotides long. RefSeq names its product toll-interacting protein-like. The coding region runs from base 331 to 1149 and encodes 272 amino acids. Gene Ontology annotation, cellular component: cytoplasm. The record is from RefSeq and is a predicted model, not a curated record. Gene Ontology annotation, molecular function: ubiquitin conjugating enzyme binding; ubiquitin binding. NCBI's taxonomy places the organism in Eukaryota, Metazoa, Arthropoda, Insecta, Hemiptera, Aphididae. The transcript has 6 exons. Gene Ontology annotation, biological process: ubiquitin-dependent protein catabolic process.